This is a messenger RNA of Cadophora gregata, 1149 nucleotides long. RefSeq lists its product as uncharacterized. Gene Ontology annotation, cellular component: cytosol. NCBI's taxonomy places the organism in Eukaryota, Fungi, Ascomycota, Leotiomycetes, Helotiales, Ploettnerulaceae. The transcript is spliced from 2 exons. The record is from RefSeq and is a predicted model, not a curated record. The coding region runs from base 1 to 1149 and encodes 382 amino acids. Gene Ontology annotation, molecular function: holo-[acyl-carrier-protein] synthase activity; magnesium ion binding.
AUGACUUCAUCUGAAAUGCCACCUGGACCAAAGAUCAAACAAUGGUUCAUCGACACACGACCUCUCUGGCCAGUUCCAAAACAAGCGAAAUCACAAGAUGAAGUGGCAGCACUCAGGACAGUGGCUUCAAAAGAACUCUCCCUCCUCUCAGAGGCAGAACAGAAAAGCGUCCUUCGAUACUACCAUAUCCGCGACGCCAAAACAAAACUGGCAUCCCACCUCCUCAAGCACUUCGCAAUCACCAAAUACGGCGGCGUAACCUGGAGCGAGAGUUCCAUCUCACGCGGCGAAAAAGGCAAACCAUUCUUCAUCCCACCGAACAACCCACCACCACCAUCAAGUCAAGAUCUAAACGUAUCAACAACCACCCCCACUGCCGCCACCAGACUCGAUUUCAACGUCUCCCACCAAGCCGGCAUUGUCUCUCUCAUCGCCGCCAUAGGACACUCAUCACCCAUCGAUGUCGGCACCGACGUAGUCUGCGUCAACGAACGCCAAAAGAUGGACUACAGCAGCAUCGACCGCGACGGCUUCUUCGCCUGGGUGGACAUGCACGGCGACGUAUUCGCCUCCACCGAACUCAGCGAGAUGCGACUCAAGCCCGUACCUGUCGACUUGCGCGUUCGAGGCGCGAAACUCAGCGGCUACGGCAUGGAUGCUAUCUCUCGGUGUCAGUGGAGGGGCAAGGUGUUGAGCGUCAAGGCUGUGGGGCGGGAUGGGGAGGAUCUCGAGGUUAGGGUUGAGAGUGAGCGUGUUGUGGAGGGGAAGGUGAGAAGGUUUUAUGCGUGGUGGUGUGUGAGGGAGGCGUAUGUUAAGAUGACGGGAGAGGGGUUCGCGGCGACGUGGUUGAAGGAGUUGGAGAUUUUGGGGGUGGAGGCGCCUGAGCCUGGGGUGGGUGUUGUGGAAGGGGAAGGAGAGGGAGAGGGAGAGGGGGACUUGUGGGAAGGUGAGGUGAAGAGGGAGUUUAGAAUGGCGUUUGAGGGGAGGGAGGUUAAGGAUGUCAAGCUGGAGUUGACGGCUUUAGGAGAGCAGUAUAUGAUAGCCGGUGCUGUGCGGGUACCUCAAGGAGUGGAGAGCGUUAAAAUGGGAAGUUGGGUGCAAUUGGAUCUGAAGGAUAUUCUACAGUUGGCAGAGAGCUCGAACAGAUGA